Messenger RNA from Osmerus eperlanus (European smelt), 1882 nucleotides. RefSeq names its product tRNA 5-methylaminomethyl-2-thiouridylate methyltransferase (gene trmu). Bases 133 to 1383 code for a protein of 416 amino acids. Gene Ontology annotation, cellular component: mitochondrion. NCBI's taxonomy places the organism in Eukaryota, Metazoa, Chordata, Actinopteri, Osmeriformes, Osmeridae. Gene Ontology annotation, biological process: tRNA wobble position uridine thiolation. Gene Ontology annotation, molecular function: sulfurtransferase activity. The transcript has 11 exons. The record is from RefSeq and is a predicted model, not a curated record.
UCGAACAUUAUUUUGAAAUGGACCCGUGUUAAUAUGGCUGCUUGUAGCUCUAAAAGUGAAGCGUUGUUAUAUAAUAUGUUGGAAAAACACCAGUAAAUGUUCCUAUUUUGGUAACAAAAAACUUCGAACAACAUGGGUGUUUUGAGACAUAUCGUGUGCGCGAUGUCGGGCGGAGUUGACAGUUCUGUCACGGCGCUUGUACUUAAGCGAAAAGGUUACAAUGUCACGGGCGUGUUCAUGAAGAAUUGGGACUCUUUAGAUGAGAAGGGGGUGUGUAACUCGGAGAAAGACUGCGAAGACGCGUACAAGGUGUGCCAGACCCUGGAUAUUCCCUUCCACCAGGUCUCCUAUGUCAAGGAAUACUGGCAUGAAGUGUUCAGCAAGCUCUUGAAGGAAUAUGAAAGAGGGCGGACCCCUAAUCCAGACAUACUCUGUAACAAGCAUAUUAAGUUCAACCACUUCUUCCAGUAUGCCGUCAACUCUUUGGGCGCUGACGCCAUGGCGACGGGUCACUAUGCCAGGACGUCGCAGGAAGAUGACGAGGUGUUCCAGCAGAAACGCACGGCCCCGCUCACAACGCUCUUCAGAGAUCGCUUCGAGAUCAGACGACCGGUGAAGCUGCACCAGGGGGCGGACCUUGUGAAGGACCAGACGUUCUUCCUCAGCCAGAUCUCCCAGGAUGCUUUGCGGCGCACCGUGUUCCCGCUGGCUGGGCUCACCAAGGACUACGUGAAGAAGAUGGCGGCCGAGGCGGGCUUCCAGCACGUUCUGAGGAAGAAGGAGAGUAUGGGAAUCUGUUUCAUCGGAGAGAGGAACUUUGAGGACUUCAUUUUGGAGUAUCUGGAACCCAAGCCGGGGAACUUUGUCUCCAUCGUGGACGGGAAGAUCAUGGGAGAACAUAAAGGCUGGUUCACUCUGACCCUGGGGCAGAGAGCCAGGAUAGGAGGGCAGAGAGACCCCUGGUUUGUGGUAGACAAGGACAUCACUACUGGAGAGGUGUUUGUGGGUCCAACCACCAAUCACCCGGCUCUGUUCCGGGACACGCUACGGACCGACCGAUUCCAUUGGAUCACGGUGGACCCGCCCCCGGAACUGGUCCGGACACAGAUGAUGGAGUGUCACUUCCGCUUCCUGCACCAGAUGCCCCUGAUGCCCUGUACCGUCACCCUCAACAUGGACGGCUCAGUCUGGAUCAUGCUGGCUCAACCAAUGAGAGCCCUGACGCCAGGACAGUUUGCGGUGCUGUACCGCGGGGACGAGUGUCUGGGCAGUGGGAAGAUUGUGCGUCUGGGACCCAGUGAACACACCCUGCAGCUGGGCAGGGACAGGGCCAGGGAGGUGUACUCUGACAAGGAGCACCACAGCCCAGAACCAGCCAGCUGAACCAGCCAGUUCCAGCAAUCACCCCCCACCCUCCCUCAGGGGUUCUGCUGUUCCAUUUGGGGUUCUAGACGAUGAGAUCCUUCAGAAUCGUACUUGUAGAGGGCCAGAAAAUAGAAAGAGAGAAGCAUGCCUGAAUCUGAACCUGCUGUCAACCAGAGACAUAAAACAAUAUUAAAUUCAUAGGAAUGAUGAUAUAUCGUUACUAGUUAUGAUACAAUGCAUCUGCCUAUUAUGAUAUAAUGAUUUUAUUGAGCUAUGAUAUUAUAUUCUGUAUUAUUAUCUAGAUGUGAAUUCAGGAAGAGGGUUGCAGUUUUAUUCUCUGGUGCUAACACUUACACCUCUUCCUCUGUGGUAUUAAGUGACUUUCCACUGUGUUCAUAUCUGGUAAGGGUGGGUGUCAAGUCAAAAUCCUGUUUUCUAAAUCCAGAUAUUUGUAAAAUACCUUGAUAAUUUAGAUUGAACUCUUCUGUUUAUAAAUCAAGUAUAUAUAGAUUUUUUU